UGUAAUUUAACUGAAGCAAUAAGCGAUGUUGUCUUUGAAUAUUUUCUAGUGUCAACCAGCUCCAAUCCAACUCUAUCUCCAAUAGAAGUUCUUAGUAAGGAAGCCACUGUUGCCCUUUCUGUUGUUGGAGCAAUCCUGUUCCUCUGUGUCGUCCUUGGGUUCGCCUUUAUACGCCAUCAGCGGAAGCAGAUUGUGGAGUAUCGUAAUCAGUUUUUUCCAGUAUACACUGGAAAACACCAGGUAAAAUACCAUGUAAAACGAGCUUAAAAUGAAGCCACUACAUAACAACCAGUGCCUGCUUGGAUUCUGCAACUUAUUUUGGCUGAAAAUGAUGUUUGUUGGACUGCGUAAAUUUCACACCCCUCCCAUUCCAAGAUCAUACUCAACACCUACAAUGACAACUUUAAACGCAGAAAAACGGAGGAGGGGGAUUUCUUUUACUUGUGAAAAUUUUGUCUCAGAAGAGCAAUCAAAUUAGAAAAGGGGUUUUAGAAGCAAACGUCUCUCAACCUUUGUUCAAACAUGACGGCGAAAAUAAAAUGAAUUUGCGAUCUUUCAAACUUCAUCUCGACUAACGUCAUCUCCUUUGAUAUGAGAAACGUAGGUGGCUUUACGUGGAGUAGUUGAAUUUCUAUGGACAGCCAAGUUAAAAAAGGGAAUAAUAAAAUUUAUCGUCAGUGCCGGUUAACGUCCUUCGCAAAACGCGCAUUGGGACUAAUUUUUCACGUCGUAGUCGUGCAAUUAAGUUUGAUGGCCCGUGCAAAGUUGUUGUUUUGGUUGUCAAUCCGACCUGCUACUGUUUUACCUUCUCGUUGCCGUCGUCGACUCUAUUUCGCUUAAAAUCUUUAGUAACCUUUCGAAAGUGCAGGGUUGCUUUAGUUAUGGCCACUUUACAUUCGUAUAAACCUUCAUAGUGUUGGACACUUUUGAGAAUGAUUAUACAUUCAUCAGCAUCUGAGUUGCUUGUUCGAGGCUAGUCGACAGACAUAAUUUGCAAAAUUGCAACCAUAGAUUGCUCCUCGUUUUAAAACACAUGUAUACUUACGGAUAGUAAAGAUGGCUGACAUUUUGUUCAUUUCAUUGCAUGCUACGAACCAGUCUGUUCCGCAAAAAUAGUCACGACUUUUGUUGUCGACCUACCGUGAACGAGGUGUCGAGUUUCUUUGCGGAGUGGCCAUAAAUUUAAGUCGACUUUUCAAACCUAAACUGGCUUUUGUUUAUUCUUUGACUCGAUUCAAAAUGUGAUCCAUUGCCCUGAAAUGGCCUUCUAAAUUCAGGUAAUACUCAUGAACCAAACAGUUUCCAGUUGGAGGGAAUGAACCUACCAUUGCUUAGACUAAAUAGGUCCCUAUUGUAUACGUUAAGUAAUAACAUAUUUCUUGAUUGUUUUAGAUUGACCCUAAUCGUACACUGCUUGAACAAUGUAAUGAUCUGCCUUAUGAUCCUGAUUUCGAGUUUCCUGAGGACAAGCUCAUUCUUGGGGAGUUGCUAGGAUCAGGGGCCUUCGGAAAAGUCAUUAAAGCAGAGGCUAUAGGAAUAAACAACUUUAGCCCCAGAGACAAAAGUCAAAAGAAAAGUCAGCGGCGACCUAAAAUGUUUCGUCAACACAGGGCCGGCCAUGCGUACCACGAUCCCAGAGGCAGUGCGUACACAAAGACCACCGUAGCUGUAAAGACUGUUCAAGGUAAUGUUUCAAGUCAAGAGAUCUCUAUUUCAACUUGUGUAACAUUUACCAUGGAGCAAGGAUGGCUGGUACUUGUCUGGGGUUGGUGGAGGGGAACAAAAAAUUGGUUUAUAGUUACUUUAACAGCUGAUAAUAUGCAGGGGAGGGGACGAGUUACCAGGUUAGGGUUGAUUUGGGAAUCUGUGCCUACCAGUGGAAAAAACUCCAGCCAUGCCCCUGGAUUCAGCAUGGGUGAGGUGGGCAAUUCGCAUAGGGCCUCUCUCAUGCAUGAGUACCGUUCGUGCUCAUUCCUAUUGCUGAAGCGUGUGCCUAGUUAAACUGAACGUUGCUUGUGACAUGGUCACAUGGACUCCACUAGACCCUGUGGAAACUGCACUUUUUUUAACUGACCGAGUACGAUAUUUUGGCACUUCAGGGGGAGCUACUAAAGAGGAAGUAAGAGACCUGGCAUCAGAGCUGAAAAUUCUAAUUUACGUUGGAGAACACAAAAACAUUGUAAACCUCCUUGGUGCUUGUAUCAAGCGAGAUGGUAUCCUUGUCAUUCUUGAAUAUGCACCACAUGGGAGUUUACAAAAGUUCUUACGAGGCAAGCGAGAUGUUUAUGAAGCAACCUGGACUACGACUGCGAGUGACCCAGAGAUAGGAUUGAAUAUAUCAAAUCUUGUAAGCUACUCUUACCAAAUAUCCCGUGGAAUGGAAUACCUGGCGUCUAAAAAGGUAAUGUAGUAAUGUUGCCCCGUUCAAAGAUUGCCACAUUUCUGAAGAAAAUUCAGUACUAACAAGAGCUGUAGUGGCUCUUGGUUGUAAUAGGCCUUUUUGGCUUAUGCUUUAUUUUCCCAUUUCACACCACGUGAUGUUCUCAAGGCAAUUUGCGUUUUGUCUUUUCAUAAAAUAUACAUACAUAUGCUCGUGGAUGCACGAGCAAAGGACAACUUUUGAAAGGAACGGUUCUCUGGGGUACCAUCAAGUGGUCUGAAAAGGGAAGAGAAAACAUACAAGCUAAACAGGUCUAUUCUCCAGCACUUCCUUAUUUUCUCCGUUUGACUUCAAGGAGUUUUUUCAUGAUUUAAAUCGUUCAUUCGACUCUAAAUCUGCGCCUGUUUGUUUGUUUUUCGCGUUUAACAGAGUAUGACUACUUGAACUGGGGCGCUUGAAAGAUUAUUAUCCAAUCAAAUCUUUUGAACUGACCGUUUUUUUUUUUUUUGAAAACAAGAGAUUCUCUGUUAAUGUAAACGGACCAAAAAAAUUCAAUGUACAACUAUGAAACUGUUGAUAACUUAAAAACCGUUUGAACUUACCUGACCUCUCAGGAAUUAGCCCUCAAAUUUAAUGAGAAUCUUUUGUUUUGUGUUUGGAUAAUCUAUUUCCAAAAGCUCAGCUUCGAGUAUUCGCACUGUGAGAGUUUAUUAUGAGUAAUAAGUGGUAAAAAGUAAAGUAACUCAGAGAGAGGAGACCUCAGUAGCCAAAAGCUCGCGCAAAGGAUUAGAAAAAGCAACAUGUAGGAGAAAGGUUACGGGAACUCAGAAGCGUGCGCAACAGCUGUGACAUUAAACCAGCCAUGAACCGGGAGCGAAAGAAGCGAAGACGUAAGUGUCUGUAGCGUUGGUUUCUCACUGACAAUUCAGCGUUCGAGAGUAAGUGAAGAGCAUUGUUUAACAAUGUUUAGUCUUUAUUUACUUUUACUUUCUGUAGCGUGUGCACUUCUCUGUUGGUAUAAAAAUUGUUUUUCCUGUUUUUACUGUCAUUAUUAUUAUCAUUAUUGUUAUUAUUAUUACUAUUAUUAUUAUUAUUAUUAUUAUUAUUACUAUUAUUACUUUUUAAAAUAACAAAAAUCUUUUUUAACAUAUCACCAAUUUACAUUCCACUAUCAUAUGAAAUAAAAAUAUUAAAACUAAGAUCAUAAAACACUAAUUUACAAGCCCACCCCAUUAUCGACUUUCCAAAAUUAGCGGACUUAUUAUUAUUAUUAUUAUUAUCUCCUUCUUGUUUCUGAUUUCUUGAUUUUGCAUUCCUUUUUUCAAAACAUAUCUGUUUUAUAUAGUGUGUUCACCGAGACUUGGCGGCCAGAAACGUUCUUGUUGGAGAAGACUACGUCAUGAAGAUCGCUGACUUUGGUCUCGCUCGAGAUAUUUACAAGAGUGACUUAUAUGUGAGGACAAACAGUGGUGUUUUGCCAAUGAAAUGGAUGGCGAUAGAAUCAUUGUUUUUGAGGGAGUACUCAGAGAAAAGUGAUGUGUAAGUACAAUUGACAUUUAAAAAAAAAUGAAUGAAGGGAGAAUAUGAAAAUAUGCGGGGAUCGUACUCAAGGAUGACAACUAUAUAAUUAGUGCGUAACUAGGCGUUCAAAUUAAAAAGAAGCUGGCCUUUUUGAUUACUGCAAUUAAGUUAAACUUGCCAUAACAUAGUUUUGUAGGCGCUCUCCGAUUGGCUGAGAAGUAUGUUUGCAUGCGAGUAACACAGUUAAACGCAACCAAGCAACCAUGAUUUGAAAAACUCGACAAGUUUACUUUAUUAACCCAUAACUUAGAGCCAGGGAACUUGAAAAAUCUUUAAAAACAUGCUAUAUCAAAGUUUUUACGCUCAAGACGACAUUUUAAGGGAGAACAAUCCGUCCUUUAAAAUAUCACCUUUUUUAACAAAUAAAGAAGCCUUGACUGUGCUCUGUUCUGUACGUUGUAAAGCACGCACGACUGGCAGCGGCUAGAACACGAAAGAAGUGUAGGGGGGAACCCGAGAUGUUGUCGAGUGUUUCUCUCUACUUCUUGAGUAUUACAACAGAAUAGUGCUCAGUCAAGACUUCUUUAUUUGUUUUAUGAAUAUAAAGAAUCCGUUAAAUUCCCCACACAUUCCUUUUUAAUUUUCAAAACAAUCUUUUUUUUUUUUUUUAAAGAAAAAGAGUGUCGUCAGCAUGUUUUGUACUCUCAUAAAGCACGCUUUUGCAACAAAUCAGAGCGCACGUUAUAUCUGAACUUUAUUAUAAAUGCAAAACAAAAACGUACUAAUUACACGUACAAAACUUCGUGUAGAUACAACACUUCGCGACUAGUAAGAACUGCUCUUUUCAUCAGCGCCAUAAACAAAGAGCUAGGUAGCAACUUUGUCUCGGGAAAGUAGCACCUUAGAAGAAAACUGUUUUUCUGUGGUUUGCAAUUUGUACGAAUUCUCUUAAAUUCUCCCAACAUCCGAAUCUCGUGUUUAUAUCAGGGCAUGUAAACACAGCAGAUAACGUUUUCCAUUUUUUAUAAAUAGUUCUCGAAAGAAAAAGAAUACUACUGAUGACGAUUCUUGAAUGUAGCGCUUUAUAUGCAAGCCAUGUAAGUUUUGAUUCCAAUAAUUCCGUUGUAGUGGAGUUAAUAGCAGCUUACCAUCUGUUUCCUCGAGUCCAUAGUUUAGCUUAACAGCUUACAGAGCUUUAUUGACACCCUUUUGGUUUGGAAUGACCCAGGCUGUGAUGACCCUUCGAGUGUGUAUGUUUUGAACCUUGACAUUUAAUAAUGCAGAUGGUCGUUUGGUAUUUGCUUGUGGGAGAUCUUUACACUGGGCGGCACACCGUAUCCAACUAUACCCGUAGAAGAGCUCCUAGACUUUCUCAAUGAUGGAAACCGUAUGGAAAAUCCCCGAGAGUGCCCUUCGGAGAUCUACAAAAUUAUGCAAGAUUGCUGGCAGGAAGGACCCGACAAGCGACCUAAGUUCGAUCAAAUCAGCGAGUCGAUUGGUACAAUACUUGAGCAACGCGCUUCCCAGGUGAGGCCUUUUUUCUACUGUUUUUGAGGCAAAGGAGGAACUAAGAGAACUUAUCCUCUCUCUUGUCAGAACUUAUUGUAUACCAGGUCCUUCAAAGGAAAAAAUGAAGUUUAUCAAAAGGGAAUACUAUCUUGAGUGUAUAUAUCCUUUGUUCUGAUGGGGCGAGCGGGAAUUAAGCUUUGCAGAAAGAAUAUGAAGAGAUGACUUAUACUGUGUGCUCUUUAAAAAAUUGCCAUAUUUGCAAAGACAGUGGCAGAUUUAAAUUUCUAACUAAGUGGGGGACCCGCUCGUUUAGUCCCGUAGACUGUAGUUUGGCCUAUAAAGAAGGUGGAGCCCCGGGCCCCCGUGGCCCCUCCCGUAGAUCGGCCAUGGAAUGAUAUAACAAGAUCUGCAAGCUGUUUUUUUUUCUCUAGCCUGAAGCAAUGCAGAUGCUAAAGCUAUACAGAUAAUAAUAAUAAUAAUAAUAAAAAUACGAUUCUAAAAAGUAGGUUGAGUUUGAUCGUCCGGGUGAACGUAGUUCUGAAUAGGACUGUUGUUGUUGACAGUGACUGACGUUUCGACAACCUGUGCGGUAAUCAUCUUCAGAGUCAAAGUGAGUUGUAUCACGUCAGUUGGUGGUAUUAUACUCUGGUACCAGAGUAUAAUACCAUCAACUGACGUGAGACAACUCACUUUGACUCUGAACAACAACAGUCCUAUUCAGGACUACGUUCACCCGGACGAUCAAACUCAACCUACUUUUGAAAUGACUCCUGGGUUCAAACCUUUCACAGGUUUACUAUUCUAUAAGAUCAGAGAAUUUCGACUGCCAGUUCAGCGUGCAAAGAUAGUCGUGUCCGAUAGCCCGGGGCUAGUGGAUUUUGCGAUCGGGCUAGUGAAUUCUGUGCUUAGCUUGCCCGACGGGCGAGUGAAGAUUUUUCAGAGAAUUAAAAUUACAGAAGUACCGUAAGACAAAAUGCUUUAAAUUCCUAGUAAAUUCCUGCGGACCGAAAGUCGCUCCGACGAAGUGAAAUCUGCAUAAACAAGACGAAGUACAGUGGAACCUCGAUUUAACGAAGGGCCACGGGACUGACAAAAUGUGUUCGUUAUGACCAGCUUAUUUUCCAUCUAUUUUACCAUUAUCGGGGUAAAGAAAUUCCUUUGUUACAUGGAGGACUUCGUUAUAUAGAGGUUCGUUAAAUCGAGGUUCCACUGUAUCGCAUUACAUGUGAGACGAGACAUAUUGAGAUCCCGCGCAUAAAGUAAAGGCAAAUAUUGAAAAAACUUUGGAGGUAAAUGUUGCCCGUGACUAAUUCUUACUGAUUCAGAGAAAGCUAUUUGUCUAAAUUUUGCUUCAUAAUCAUUUGUGAGGAACGUAAACAAAAGUUUUUUAUCCUGAACUCCAGUGUGAAAUUUGUCAUGGUUUUAGCAAAUAUUGGUCACGUGUGUUUCAAUAUGGUAAAUUCUAAACACUGAUACUCUACGUGUUUGCUAAUUAAAAUAUAUAGACCACAUCGUAUUGUUUUUACUUUUCACGAAAAUCUUUCAGAUGAAAAGUUGCCAGAAAUGGAACGAACAUUUUUGUUCUUUUAAAACCUAAAACCUUUGGUUUAAUACUUGUAACAGGAUAAACCACAAAUUUGGAUAAUCUUUGUUUGCAUGUUAUUUGCUCACUGAUGCGUGACUCGGCACUCGCACUUUCCACUUUCCCGUGAACUUGUAGUCUGCUACACAGCCGUUUUUAGUGUCGUCACGCAACGCUCCUCCCCACCAACGGCUGCUGAAAACCGAACUACAUUCCUUUCCCUUUAUGUUUGUGGUCUAACGAACAAACCAAUCAUGUACAAGAAAUUUGACAAUACGUGAGCCGCAGAGCGCUAGGAAGCGAGCACGCUUCUCAGUUUUCUACAAAUCAAUCAAUCGUCGCUGAAUUUAGACGGGCUCUGUGUUUUCAAGCAACAAAAGGUUACUUUGCAAAAAAGUUUAUUUUAAGCGGUCAAGAAAGUUCCAAGUGAAAAAAGGUUUGAUAGGCCUAGAAGACUUUUUUCCAGGAUCGGUUGGUUCUUCAUUUAACGUGCAUAUGUACUGAUAUGUAACGAAGAAUUUAAUGUGCCGGAUGUGCUCAUUUUGUUCCUGUGAAGACUAAACUCUCAAGGGUACUGAUUCAAAAAGCAAUCUUAUGAAUUAUCGAUGAACGAUUUCCCGAAACUAUACCUGGCAACUUUAUGAGCACAUCCAUGUUGUGCAUCGCAAUUUGCUCGACUUGCUUGCUGGUGCUGCUUAUCUCCUAAAUUUUGAAUAGGACUCGACUACGACAACACUGUAGUUAAUUGCUUGUAUUCACGCGACGAUUUUGAUUAUUCUGACAUUCGCACAUGGUGCAACGAUAAAAGCAAAGCUGUGAUUGGAGGAGUCACAGUACCGCAAAGGUGGCGCGAACACCUUUCAGAAAAUGGGAGCUGAAUUAUAAUUGGCUAAUCACGGGAAAGGAAUGUAGUUCGGUUUUCAGCAGCCGUUAGUGGGGAGGAACGUUGCGUGACGACACUAAAAACGGCUGUGUAGCAGACUAGUGAACUUGAAGCUUGACUUGGAAAACCGGCUCCCAAACAAACCUUCUUCAGAAAAAUAAUCUUCUGAAUGCACUACUUUUGAAUGAGAAGCAAACUGAUGAAAGCUAUCAAAUUUUUAUGCCUUACAGAUCAGAAGCUUGAGUAUUCGGACAUUUUCACAAGAAGUUAACCAGUAAUAUGUAGUUUUCAGCAUUUUUUUCUAAGAAAAAAGUUUGUCUGUUAUUUGGACCUUCAUUCCGUUAGCUUCACUUAAAGUGCUACUGCGACGAAAAUCGCAGUCUUUCUAAACGAAAUUUUUGGGCUCGAACUUAAUGUUUGGACUUAAACCUUCACGAAAAAAUGUAAUUCAGACCAAUCCGACGAAGCGGUUCCCACAAGAAAGAUGUCUGAAAGUGGGAAAAAUGGGUCCGCCAUUACAUAAACAACAAAUGUCCGAGUCAAAGGGGAGGGAUUGGAUCGAGGUCGCCUGUGACGUCAUCUUAUCCCCAAAACUCACCACCAUCUCGCUACAACUACUUCUAGCGUGUUAUUGUGUUGUCGUCUGUUCCGUGUUCUUCAUCCAUUUCUUCGAAAGACAGAUCUGAUUUAAAACAGUCGAACAGAAAGAUAUUUUGGACGGCAAUGGAACUGCUUUUAUCCCGUACGAUGAGGAUUUGGAGCCAAACGCGACCGUAGAAGCGGCCGCCGCAUUCGAGGAAAGCGUGAUUCUUGAAGAAGAUCGUAAUCUCGAGCUCCAAAGACAUUUUACUGGUGAAAUAGGCGCAUGGUAGGCAUUACUCCGAUUGAGUUUUUUUGUCGUUUUUUUUUUUUUUUUUUUUUCAUCGUACUGCGUUUCUGUUGUGAUGUAAUUUGCUGACAGCAGAAGGGAACCCAGUACAAGUAUCUAAAUUCUCUAACUCUGUGAAAUAAAAACAAUACUGAACGGAGCACAUGUCUCUUUUUGUUUGUUAAGUGCACUUGUUCGAACUGGUCCGUCGCCAUCAGGUCCCAUCACUACCAAAACGGACGAGUGUAUUUGCUGCAAAGAAAUGGACCGUGUAAGGGAAGUAUGGGUAAAGUAGAACGGGAAGGUGACUGCAUUUAAUACUCUUCAUCAAGAUCAAUCAUCCCAGUUUUCAGGAUGUUUGCCUGAACCGGUGGCUUCUUCAAGUUGCAUCGCUUAAUCUGAAGACGAAAACUGGAAAAAGUUACCGAAAUUUGUUCACUCAAGGUCUUAAAACGGAAUCAGAGUAAUUUAUUCACUCCUUGUUGUUUAUUUUGUUGUUAUUCGUCCUCUUGCUGUAGUUGUUGAAGUCAUAUGUUGUUCACCUGGGUGUCUUGUAGGUGAACCUGAAAUAUCUAUUUAUUUGGUAAAUAAGGUUGAAUUAUACUCAAACCCUUGUUGACGAAGAAAAUAUAAACUCCUAGCAGUAUAGACUUAUUUUUUUUCUUAUUAAUUUUCUAGAACCCUGAAAAAAAUUACUAUAAUUGGCCCAAAACUCCUAUAUAAAAUAAAGAAAAUAAAACAAGGAGUGUACACCAUUUACCUUACUGCAUGAUGAGAAAGAACAAGGUACAAUAAAAAACAAAAUCAAACAGUCCAGCAUACAAACAAGUAGAAAAGACCAAACUGGGGAUGGACUGAGUACAUAUUUUUUACUUCUGUAUAGGUUUCUCCGAUCAGUGUUCUACAGACAAUUUACUUGACUUGUUUGGGAUUUUGUUGGAAGUUCCAAGCCUUAUCCAUACCCAUGUUGUGCUUACAAAGCAAUAAGGACAGCUUUCCAAGUGAAAUUGGGGAACAUCAUGGCUUUGAAGAUGAUGAAUCAUAGACAAUCAUUGACCUGAUCGGUCAAUUAACUGGCAAUGUUAUUGGUUCUACAGUGAGCCACGUUGUUUUUUUCAGCUUUUGACAUGGACAAUUUAGGGAAAAUCUGUCAACACCACUGGAAUGAACACAUUACAAUACAGUUAACUAGACUUUCUAAAAGUCCUUUACAUUUUUUUUCCUGGUUGGCCACUGUGUGACCUUGUUGAAGCUUGCUUCGCUCACUAAGAACUUAUGAGAGGUCGACUUGUAGCAAGUCUAACAGUUAACCUGCCUAGUUUAAAAGUGUUAGGUCCUAAGUGAGGGAAGAUAGAGCUCUGCAAAGUUGCAAAAAUUUACACUCAGACGUUUGUAUGGUGGGGGAAAGUUUGUGUCCCCCACCAUACAAUUAAUGUCUGUAAAAUUUUGCAAUUUUGAUGAAUACUUGUUGUAUAGUUUCCAACAGAUCACUUUCAAACUUGGCAAUUGUACUGACUGAAAGGCACUCUUUCCAACAGAUUUUGCUUAACUUGCCCAUGUCAAAAGUUGAAAGCCGUGAAAAGACCUGUUUAUUUGUUAUUUGCUUUUCUCUCUUUGUAGAACCAAUAACAUGACAACUUAAUUCACCAAUCAGGUCAAUAACCAGUUUUAAUUUAAAAAUACCAUUAUAACUGACGUGAUACAACCUUCUUAUGAAAUGACUUCUGGGUUCAAAGCUUUCACAGUUUUAAGAAUAGUUUGUUAUUUUACUUCAACCUCUCUCCCUCGAGGUUCAUGUUAAGUGUGUGGCUCUGCUUUUGGGAGGGUUCAGGUUUCCUCCUCAGAUAACAUAAGGUUUUUCCUGACAGGCUGCACACAUGAGCAUACGUUUACAAGGUUAUCAAUCAAAGAACUAUACUUAAAAGUUUGUUACAUGGAGUAGAGGUGAUGCAAGAUUUAAAAGGAAGAGCAGGAGCUGGAGGAAAAACAAAAGGCUCUCCAAAGAAAGACAAAACAAAUAAAAACUGCGGUCAUUGAGGCAAGGUGGUUGGAUGCACAGUUUCAACUUAUGGCUGGGCAGCUACCCCCCUUGGCUAACCAUAUCUUGGCACAGGCAGAUGAAUAAUAUGUAAACCAGACAGAUAAAAGUAAAAAAACAGUCCCCUCUUCUUUUAAGAAAUUGUAUAUAUACAUUGGUUCCGUGAAAAAAGGAAAAAGCCUAAAAAGAAAAUGUAAUAAAAAUCACAUCAAUACCAAACAGAAAAGAGUAAAAAACAGUUACAGAUUGUUUUAAAAAUUGUACAUAAUUAUACAGUCAAUGAAAAAGGGAAUAACUCUUUUGAGAAAAUGCAUUUAUAUAGACAAUGGAAAAGGAUGAAUAAUUCUUCAAAAAUUUUUCCUAUUAUAUGUAGUCUUUUCAUAUGUCACUCCAUAUCGUCCUUUCCAACUCCUUCACCCUCUGCUUCUUUAACUGGCUUUCUUUAUGUAGCAAUCAGCAGUAAUACUCUUUAUUAGAAGAUCAUCAAAAGAAACAUCCCUUGUCAAUGCAGCACUUCUUGCAUCAUGUACUACAAGCCUUUUUCUCACCAUCUUUGAGGGAUUUCCAAAUGAGAAAGUAUUUGAAGUGACACCAGUCAGUAAUCAAAAUAAAUCAAAGAGUACCCUUUACCCCUUAUCAUUAAAUAAUUAUAACAUCAAAAAAUAACACUUGAAAGAUGAAAAGGGAGUUGGAGCACUCUAUCAAAAUAAAUCGCAAAAUACAAAUUAAUGAUCAUAAAAUCCAAGGCUGAAGGCCCCACCCACCAGCCUAAUUUUUGGAACAAACCAAAAUGAUAACAGGAUCUAGAGCAACAACACUACUCAUAAACAUAACCAAGUGGAAGCAUUUCCACUGUAAAGCUAUGACCAGAUACUAGCACUGCAAGAGGAAAAAUAUCAAACUAGCAGCAGGCCCCAUGGCAAGAAAAUUUUGAACAAUGGCACUUCAUGUGGCUGGCUAUGAUGGAGGGACAAUGUCUAAAUAAAAUACAAAGAUGGAAGUGGUUUGAACAAACUAACCCCCUCAAAUAAUUACCUACAAUGAAAGGAAACUGUGCCAUUUGUGAACUACUGCUAUGGUUAUUGUACUACUAGCUGUAUGGUUAUUGAACUAUAUAAUUAUUCUGUCUUGACUGAACUGCACCUACAGGAAAAUGAAAACUGAACUAGCAGGCCUCAAGGCAAGAUAAUUUUGAACAGUGAUACUUACGAUCACUUACUGUAAAAUAGGAACAAUGUCUAAAUAAAGUAAAAUACAGAGACUAAACAACUUUAAUAUACGUUUUUUUUUUAACUAUUGCUAUGGUUAUUGAACUACUGUGUGGUCAUUGAGCGUCUUACUGAACUUCACAUACUGGAAAGUGAUCACUGAACUGCACCUACAGAAAAAUGAAGACUGAAUCAAUGAUUUCAUUGUCAACUAAGAUUUCACAGUUCAGUAUCCAUAAAUGAUUUUUACGAGUUCAGCGACUGCAGCGAAUACGACCAAAACAGACUACUAAAAAAUUAGCCCCUUUUCUAAUUUUCGGUCGACAUUUUUUACCGCCGCGAAGUUACGCGAAACACAACAAAAUACUAGAUUGGGCGAUCGUUUCUUGACAUCUCUGUUUAUUUCUCCGUCAGUGUGUAUAUAACUUAAGUUUGUGUUUUCGAAAAAAACCGUACUAAUGAUUUGUAUCUUGCCCUUUCUAUCCCGGCUCCAAACUGAAAAUUAUGACACGAUCCCACAAAGCAAGAGUCAAAGGGCUAUGAGUGUUAACUCACCAUAAGCCGGCUUCUCGCGGACAUGACACUGGACUUGCCAGGUACGUUAUUUUUACAAAUAGUUGGAUUUGCUCCGGGAAUUCCUCUUCUACGUUCUUGCAGCGUCUUUUACGUGAACUUGCCUCUCGAAGCAAUCGGACGUGAAAUUAAUACAGAGCUCCUUGAGGUUGAAGUUCUCGCUGCACGUUCGAAAAAUGCGUUCCACAGCGCUCUUUUGCCUGUGCAAAGAAAUUCCCUUUUUCGGAUUGGAGACUGUUGCUGCAGUCCUGGACAACGUAGCAACAAGGGCAUCUUUGCUCGAUGAAACUGACCAAGAAGAGUUACCAAGAAGAACUUUUCUUUCAGCCUCUGGGGAUAAGAUGACGUCACAGGCAACCCCGUCGACCUCGAUCCAAUCCCUCCCCUUUUGCUCCGACAUUUUUAGUUUCGGUAAUGGCGGACCGCCACUGAAGAAAAACACGGCUUAGAAAAUCGGACUUCCAGUGAGAACUAGGAUCUCAAAUUUGGUAUGUGUAUUUAUUAGCUAUCAAACAUUCUAAAAAUCGUAAAACACAAAUAAUGCUUGAUUUGAUCACAGUAGCACUUUAAAUUCCUUAUUUCAUCAUUGUGAGUUGACUUUCAAGACAAAGGCAUUUAUAAUCAAAAGGUGAACACUGAAUUAUUGUACUAGUGUGUCAAGAGUAUCUUACCAGGUCUACUUAAUAGUUCACAAUUUUACGGUUGUUUGUUGGUUUUGUUAAAUAACUAUAGCUGGUUGCAAUGAAUAAUUUAUUAACUUACAGUGUAAUUAAGAAAGGAAUAAUCAAUUAAUGGUUUUUAAUUCUGCACGCGAAAACAUUUUUUCGGGCUAGUAAAAAUGACUUUCGGGCUAGUAGAUGUUAGUUAAAGCUUGCCCAAAGGGCAAGCUGUAAAAUUGACUUUCUUUGCACCCUGCUGAGUUGAAAGAAAGAUUAUAAGGGAUGCGCAUCUUUUGCUGGUCAGGAGCCCAUAAUCCGGAGAAGGCAACUUCCGUGCGCUUGUGUCACGACGUUUUCAAGGACCAGUUUAUUUUUAGAACGGUUUUGGCGCGAACUUUGAAUAUCUUUUAAAUUUCACAAACUAGUCAGCAAAACCCACAGACCUAAAAAUGGUAUUUUCUGCCUUUUAAUAACGUUUAGGUUUUCGUUUUGAAAUCUUAUACUUCGAAUGCGCUCAUAGAUGUGGCGGAGAUUUUAUUUUCGCGGGAAGAAGUGCCCGUUAAAAUGUGUCUAAAAAUAAACUGAUCCGUAAAAACGUCGUGACAUACAGUAGGCCUAGUAUGGAAGUUGCUCGCUCCGGGUUAUGGGUUCCUGGCUGGUGUGUUUAUUCUAAACUUCGAUAUUGGGCUUAUUUUUCACAACAGAGUGUCGCGACCGAGUACCUUCACUUAACAGAAGACAACAACCGUGGCAGAAAAGAUUACUACCUUGUUCCACAUGAUUCAGACCCCACCGUUCCUGUGACGAGAGCAGAUGUUUAUGACAGG
Porites evermanni is the source of this 14048-nucleotide messenger RNA. Lineage: Eukaryota; Metazoa; Cnidaria; Anthozoa; Scleractinia; Poritidae. The record is from the annotation of a GenBank genome assembly.